CGCAUGCGUGGCAGCAGCGGAACCCUCGUGCACGCAGCCCCAUGGUAUCCUGUAGCCUCAUUAAAACAAGGAAUAUGCGGAAAAGUGUUGCAGGAGGAAACUGAAGCCGCCGGGGGACCGCAGGGGAUCUGCACACAGAGGACAGUGAGGCCGUCCCUCGGUUUAACUUUGUCUGCUGAGGCUGCUGUUUCACCCGCUGAGACUCCGGAGAGGAGGCAGCCGAACUCCUGGAGCUGUCCGAGGUAGGAGUCUCUCCCCCGGUGUCCUUCAUCUGAGCUGCAGCCUCUCAUCUCCUCCGCCACCGGCAGGAAGUGCAGCAGCGUGUCCCUCGCUGAAGACACCCCUGUCUGUCGUCAGACUCAUGAAGACAGUUUUCUGGCAGGAGAGGUGCUUCUGAGGAUAGUGAAACCAAAUCAGAGUGGAUGCUUUACGAAUAACAACUCAAAAUGCCUUCAAAGCAACUCCGUCGAAAAGAGCGAAGGAAACUCUACACCUCACUGGCUGGAGAGCUGGUGAUCAUGGCCGGGACCGUCAUGCUGGCCUACUACUUCGAGUACACCGACACCUUCAGCGUGCACGUGCAGGGCUUCUUCUGCUACGACACCACCUACACCAAGCCGUACCUGGGACCGGAGGACAGCAGCGCCGUCCCGCCCGUGCUGCUCUACGCCGUGGUGGCCGGGCUGCCCACGCUGCUGAUCACAAUCACAGAGACAGUGCUGUUCCUGGUCCAGUACACAUCCAAAGAGUUUGAUCGCUCAGAGAAGACGGUGGCCACGGGGGACUGCUGUUACCUCAACCCAUUAGUGCGCAGGACCUUCCGCUUCCUCGGAGUCUACACCUUUGGCCUCUUCACCGUUGACAUCUUUGUCAAUGCAGGCCAGGUAGUGACGGGAAACCUCGCCCCCUACUUCCUGACGGUCUGUAAGCCAAACUACACAGCACUGGGCUGCCAGCAGGCUCUGCGCUACAUCAGCCACCAGGAGGCCUGCACAGGAAACCAGGACGACAUCCUACGAGCCCGUAAAACCUUCCCAUCCAAGGAGGCCGCGCUCAGUGUGUACGCCGCACUCUACCUGGCUAUGUACGUGACCUGUACGGUGCAGGCGAAAGGCACUCGCCUGGCCAAACCAGUGCUGUCUCUCGGGCUCAUGUGUCUGGCUUUCCUCACCGGUCUGAACCGCGUGGCUGAAUACCGCAACCACUGGUCGGACGUCAUCGCUGGCUUCAUCAUAGGCACAGCCAUUGCCGCCUUCCUGGUGGUGUGUGUGGUCCAUAACUUCAAAGGCAAGCUACUGCUGAGCGAGGAGUCCCCCAUGGAGCAGCGGCCCAACACAGCCAUGCUGAGCAUGGGCCGAGUGGAGAGUCCUCUGGAGAAGUACAUCGCCUCGCAGAAUCACAUCGCCUUCGCUGAGGUCACAUGACGUGGAGUCAGCGGUGUGGCAGACCCAUUGGACAUCCACGCUCUUCACCGUCCAAUCCAAUUAAAUGGAGUGCAACGCUAAACCCAUUCUCUGUGUGUGUCUGGUCUGCGGCAUGUUGUUCUAUGUUGUCUUUACAAGGUCCCUGUUGUCAUUUGCAGCUUCUCGUAUUUAAGGGAAAAAAAGAAGAGUCAGUAACUCAGCAGGACACGUCGCUUCGUGUUCUUCAUCUAUGCACUUACUCUGAAUCCUUGACAGAAUCCAGCUUGCAGUGAGGCAAGGCCUGGAGCUUGUUGCACACUGUGGGACACUAGAUGAACAAGUGAGGAGCGUGUGAAGUCACUCAACUCUGCCUGGGUCAAAUGUGUUUUGGAUAGGAAAACUAUAUAUCUAAAUUCAAUGACAGAGAGAAAAAAAACCUUGAUUAUGUUGAAUUAAGUUAAGUUCUUCUCUUGUUUUUUUUAUUGCUGUUAUCAAAUUACUUUUAUAGACUGAUGUGAAUAUCAGAAAUUGGCAAUGAAUGCUGGGUCCAUAUUUUUUUAAUUAAUUUAGUUGAAAUGAAAGAUAAAAAAAAAGAUCACUAAUGUAAGAGAGCUCCAAAGAUAUUCUAAGUCAUUCACCUUGUGGAGGCUUGAGCAGGGUUUCCAAGUAAAGAAAACAAAAACUCAUGUCCCUUGUUGAUUAAAUUGCAAAUUUCCAACUUUCAUUUUCUUUCCCACACAUUUCUAUAAGUGUUUAGAGUGUGUGUGUACAGUGUUUACUUUAUGCAGGCAAGUCCAAGCAAUGCAAACACUUGACACCGACUGCAUUCAAACAAAAACUGUCAAGGGUUUCUUAGAUAAACCAGACAAUCACAACCUCACCCUCUUUCUUUGUUUCUCUUUCAUCUUUAACUUUCUUCGAAAAUCUACAAUUGAGUUCUCCCUAUUUUGUCAGAGAUAGCAUUAAUUCAUGACCUGAAUCACGAAACAACAACAUGCAGGCAUGCUGAGCUGCCUUCACUCUGGGCGAACACACUGUCUCCACUUUCAUCUCACGGCCUCUGAUCAUCGGCAAGGCUGCGCAUGUUUUUGUUGCACAAUGUUUUUCUCAUGUAGCUCAGUAUAACUUUUAACAUGACAAAAUCAUCCAGUUCGAUUUACACAUGAAUUAUUUCUACAAUCAAUAAUUGACAUAAUACAUUUUCUUUUAAUCUAUAAAUGGUUUUUACUAUUUUAGAAACGUUGUGCUUGCUGAUCUCCAGAGUCAGAUGAGAAUGAUUUAUCUCGGAGCACACAGUUCAAAAAGAGGUCCCAGUUUCGCUCAUUGACUGGAUGCCAGAAGAAAGUACCUCUGUAUUCACGUAGUGCUUUUCUAGUCUUGAUGCCAUUCAGUAUCUUGCCCAAGGACAUGCUGAAUGGGGAAUGAGGAAGUCUGGGAUCAACCUUCUGUUUAGAAGACGACCGCUCUAUCCCCUCAGCCAGAGCCACCCCAGGUUUAGGGUCAGAACAAUAUAAUAGGUGAGGGACAUUAAACCAACAACAAAUUCACACUUAAAACAUGGAAACAGUUAAUGUUCAGCUUUUGGAUUUGACUGAAGCCUGAAAAUGAGUUGUUGUUAUCAACAUUGAACUGAACUACUCUGUAUAAAGUGAACUGGUCACUUUUGUGGAAGGAAUUACAGAGAAUUAUCACCCAACUAAUACCUUUUUCCAACUUUUUGGCCUCUUUGAACUCAAUUGUUUUAUUUUACUGUAGUUUUAGUGUCUGAGUCUCUGUCAUCAACAACCACGCAAAGCUGUUUCUAAGCUUUAGGAUACUACCUGGCUGCUAACAUCAGUUUGUGAUUAGUGUUUAGUAUCAUUUCUUUAUCUAACCAUCUGUCUAUGAAAACCAACUACACAUAGUUCUAGAAUCAUAAAAGACCCGACCAUCUGGUUCAUCUAUUAUUUAGAUUUUAAAGGACACUAAAUACAAACCAAUGUGUAUUUUGCUUGCAUCAAUACUUAUUGAGCUUUUCCAGCUGUGCCACUGUGUCAAUACUUGGAAAAACGGGUCAAACAUCUUUUUAGUCACAAUUUUUUUAUCUUUUCUCUUGUUUUUGAAAUCGCUCUCUCUCUUAGAUUGUUUUGAUAAAUCGUUCUGCCCCUAGUGGCCAAAAGUGAA
Messenger RNA from Paralichthys olivaceus (Japanese flounder), 3566 nucleotides. RefSeq names its product phospholipid phosphatase related 5b (gene plppr5b). Gene Ontology annotation, cellular component: plasma membrane. Gene Ontology annotation, molecular function: phosphatidate phosphatase activity. Gene Ontology annotation, biological process: phospholipid dephosphorylation; signal transduction; phospholipid metabolic process. NCBI's taxonomy places the organism in Eukaryota, Metazoa, Chordata, Actinopteri, Pleuronectiformes, Paralichthyidae. The record is from RefSeq and is a predicted model, not a curated record.